CUUUUUUAACAAUGUAUGAAAGCGCUGACAGUUCUGGAUAAAACACAAAAUUUUGCUAAUGGAUGAGAUAUUUUAAUAUGAUAAAAUGAGAACAAAACCACUUUUGUAUCAGCAGUGAAGAAACGUACGACGUGGCGUACAGAAUAACGAAAAAUCAGACGAGACUUCGACGAAAUAAAUUUGCGCUGCUCGCAAAAUAAUGCAGUAACGCUCCCCGUUACCGAAUCUACUACGUAUUUUAACAGCAAAAACCGAAUAUCGUGGGUUAUCAAUCCUUAACGAAUGGAACGUAAAAACCUACAGUUGGAUAAAAAUGCGUCCGACAGCGAAUUCGGAUGAAUCUGUAACGGCACAUCGAUCCGCUCACGUCGGUCGGUACGCCGACCAUCUAUCACGACGUCCUAAGGAACAAAUAUCUGGCUCGAAAAAUGCACAAACGGAAUACGAAACGCAUUUAUCGCAUAAUAUUGCGCAUUCCUCAAUAUAUGGACCCGGCACGACAUCAAGUAACGCGGAAAGGCACGUUAACGGCACACCGACCGAUCGGCAGAACGUAACGGGUGUUUCAGAAAAUCCCGAGCGGAAGGAUCAAGGGAUCGAUACGCGCGACGAUCUAUCGCCACAAAGAUAUUGGUCGUGCUGCGCCGUGCCGCGACUGUGGUGCGUCAAACUGUGCGCAAGAAAGAAGGAAUAUGCGGAUCACGUUCUGAGUGAGCCUACGAAACGACUCUUCAAACGAAUCAAGCGAAGCAAGAAGUGCGGAAAGCCCGAUGAAACGACGACGAUGGCGGUCGACGACAAUGGCGUAUCGAUCGCGCCGCAUCAAGAAUCAAUGAGUCUUCGAAGCGCCCGAGAGAAAUCCAUGAGAAGUCGUAAACGAGACGAAGAAGCGGAAGCGUUUGAUAAGGACGUUCCCGAGGACGAGAGGAAGAAGAGAAAGGAGAGGAGGAAAAGAGAAAAGAAGGAAAAAGAGAGGAAGGAAAGAGAAAGGGAAGAACAACGGGCGAGACGCGAGGAGCAGAUGUUGCAACCUGUGGACGUGCGCUUGAUGACGCGUGACGAGGACCUCGGAAGACAGCAACAUCCGCCUGUAACGGACUUCACAAAGAGCUGCUGUUACCUAUGCGCCCAGAACACGCUGGCUAUCGCGGCGGCCGCCACAAAGCCCGAGCAAUCCGACAAGUGCGUCCAAGUUUCAGCCCAUAAAUUACGCGCGGAGAUACCUCUGACGCUCGAUAGGAGCUGCAGUCCGACGCUGCUGCUGAUGCGCGCUGUGCAAUCGUCUGUCAAGGUGAGGACGCGCGAGACCAGCACUCUGUGUCCUGACGUAGGCAAUAAAGUGACGGAGAGGUCGGGGACGAGGAAGCGCAAAAAGUUCAGCUUGUUGCCGAGGUUGACGAGGACGAAGUGCCCGGCGGGACGACACGCUGUCUGCGAGACUGAUAAAACGACGUUGGCCGAGCGCGAUGAUAACGUAGAAAAACUUGAGCCAAGGAGCAAGAGAUGCUGCAGGGAGAAGACAGUUUGACAUGCUUAAACUUUUUCGAAACUUAAUUCGUGACCCUGAUUCGUGCGAACAUCGAUGUCAUUGAAAUUUUUUAUUUGCUUGGAAAAAAACGAUGUCACAUUUAUUUUCGAUUUUUAAACAUUUACAUUCGAAAGUUUAAAAUGCCACUCUCUUUUAUGAGAUUUUUCUUUUUAUCUCAAAAUAUCGAGGAAAAAAUUGUUAUAUAUGUUUUUUUAUUUCUCUUUUGUUAGUUUUAUGUACUUGUUCACUUUU
Pseudomyrmex gracilis is the source of this 1780-nucleotide messenger RNA. Its product is annotated as stress response protein NST1-like. The record is from RefSeq and is a predicted model, not a curated record. The coding region runs from base 314 to 1528 and encodes 404 amino acids. The transcript has 3 exons. NCBI's taxonomy places the organism in Eukaryota, Metazoa, Arthropoda, Insecta, Hymenoptera, Formicidae.